UUCCUUCCGGGUUGCAGCCRCCGCCUCCUCCGUUCCCGUGUCCUGGGCCAUGGGGGCGGCUGCCGGCGGGGCCGCCCAUGACGGGGCUGUGGCCGCAGCGCCGCUGGAGYCCGGGCGCGGGCUGUCCCUGCCCCGGGGCGCUGGGAGCUCCGCCGCAUCCCAGGACAAGCUCUUCUUAAUCAAAGGUGGACUUUUUCUAGGUACUGUUGCUACAGCAGGAAUGAUAGCAGGUUUUGGCACCACGCUUGCAAUGACAAAAAAGAAGAACCCAGACUGGUUCAGUAAGGGUAUUACUGCCACAGCUGCACUACCAGAGAGUGGUUCAUCACUGGCCUUACGAGCCCUGGGAUGGGGCUCACUCUACGCAUGGUGCGGAGUUGGAUUGCUGAGUUUUGCCAUCUGGAAGGCUCUGGGYGUGCACAGUAUGAAAGAAUUUCGAACUAAAAUGCAGUCAAUCUUUCCAGCAAUUCCUAAAAGUAGUGAGUCCUCUGUUGAAUGGGAAAACUUACUUAAAUCCAAGUGAAAGACUCAGAGCCAUUUGGAGAAUGCCUCUUUCAGCAAGAACAGGAGCAGAAGUAGAAGAAGUGUCCCCUCUGAUUAACAAAGAAGACUGAGACUGAACAAGUGCAGUGAGCCUGGGAAAGCCAGUUAACAUCUAGCAGCAAGGAAAUUCAAACCAAACCAAUUUAUACUGUACAGUUCAGCAUGUUUGGUAUAGUGAGAAAAYGAACCCUCCAAGUUGGAUUCAACUGGAAAAAAAGACUUUUUUGAAGGCUUACAGAAGAAACGGAUCUUGAUUARUAAAUAUAUGGACAUAAUCCCAGUAAACUCCUGUGCCAUCCUGCAUUUCAAGAAUAYAAAAUUUCUCUAGGAAACAAGAACAGACUUUCAGUGGCUUGUCCUAUUAGGAAUAUAACUAUAGAGUCAAUCAUAACAGAUCUCUUWCUGAGCCUGAGGAUAAAGUUUAUAGUGCACUCUUCAAAAAUAAAGAAGUUAUUUAAAUUUGCAACAGAGAAAGUAUACCAACUAUUUUAUAUGUCUGAAUGGUGAGUUUAGAACGCAAUAUGCAAGUAGUUACCUAUGAGCUCCUCUGCAGAGCAUCAGAAGAGAUCUUUACAAAGUUCACUGUUCCCUCGGUAUUAACUUUUUAAAUAUUGGCUCCCACAAUAAUGAAUCUUAUAGUUUAUAUAAAAGACUUUACUAUAUUUGUAUAUAAUUUCAAAUUGUAAGUGGAAAAGGUAUAAAAUAGACACCCAGUCAGUCCUACACAAAUGUUUACAGCUAAGAAGGUGCAUGGGCAGGACUAACUUUGUGUGUUCCAGUCAUUUCUGUGGCUCUUCUACGAGGAGAAGCAAUGUGACAUUUUCCACACUGCAGUAAUCUCAUGAAAUGUGGGUGUAAACUAGAAAGAGUGAUGUCUUACUCAAAUGUAUUUGCAGAACUGAAGACCUGUAAAACUGCAGAAAUAAAAUGUGCUAUCAKAGAACAAUCCUUUGUUGCUCAAUUAUCAAAUUUUCUUAUUAAUUUCACACAGUCCAGUUAGUCAGUUGUCAGAUUUAAUAAAGUCCUCUUAAAACCUGUCUUUUGUGAUUUAAGUCUUUAUAUUUCUAAGAAAGAAAAAAGCUCUAAAUGUCAAAUGAAUAAUAGAGAAGUAUGGUUUUCCUAUGAAACAUGACACUAAAAUAAUAGCUUUAAAACAAUUGAAGUGUAAUGGUUGACGUCUUUUCCAGAGCUUGAUACUUGUAAUUCAGUAUUAAAUAAUUUGUGGUGAAUACUGCCAUCAUACACACAUGAAAAAUGGUACUAUUUCCAUAUUUCUGUUUAUUUCAUGUGAGUGGUGAUACCUGCUUUGCCUACAUUUAAGCUUAUUAGUGCUGAGUUGCCAAGUUUAACAAGUAGCUGUGUCAUUAUAGCUGGUCAAAUACUGAAGUAAACUAAAUAAAUGCAAAUAGCACAAUGUCCUUCAGAUUACUUUCAGUUUCUAAGGUGGRGCUUUGGGUCAUCUUUCUCUAUUUAAAUAACUCACCUAAAUCAGUCAUCCAAAGUGCCUUGAGUGUACAACGGAGAAAGGCUGGCCAGAGAGUGGCUUGCACUGUACUAAAGCCAGUGGCUGUCCCUGGAAAUGUAGUACAAGGCAUCAGAUCUGUCCUACCUGCUGGCUGCCUCUGGAGAGAGCUGUCCUUAGCCUUGCUUACCCCCAUCAGCACGGUGACUGCACGUGGACACAGUUCAGGAGAAACUCAGAAAGAAAAUGAGUGGUCUUCUGGUACUUCAGAGCUCUGAGGUUUACGUAGGUGGUAAGUCUUGGCACAAGAGAACUGUUCCUUCUGGUAAUGGUUAGCCACUGGAUUAAUGUAGCUGUAUUAUAUAUAAAAAAAAUUCCCUUAUGACAAA
Messenger RNA from Malurus melanocephalus (red-backed fairy wren), 2394 nucleotides. It is a transcript of the gene TMEM242, whose product is annotated as transmembrane protein 242. The transcript has 4 exons. The record is from RefSeq and is a predicted model, not a curated record. NCBI's taxonomy places the organism in Eukaryota, Metazoa, Chordata, Aves, Passeriformes, Maluridae. The coding region runs from base 50 to 523 and encodes 157 amino acids.